Messenger RNA from Penicillium maclennaniae, 945 nucleotides. Its product is annotated as pinin family protein. The transcript has 4 exons. Gene Ontology annotation, cellular component: catalytic step 2 spliceosome. The coding region runs from base 1 to 945 and encodes 314 amino acids. The record is from RefSeq and is a predicted model, not a curated record. NCBI's taxonomy places the organism in Eukaryota, Fungi, Ascomycota, Eurotiomycetes, Eurotiales, Aspergillaceae.
AUGUCUGAAGGGACCCUUGCCUCCGCAGUUGCCAUUCCUGAGCAGGAUACUCUACGGCAGUCUCCCGAACUGCCCGCAAAGAGGCGCCAGUCAUCCGUUACCGAGCACGAUCCCAAGCGCCGUCGUCUCAGCGCGCAAGAUGAUGGUUCUCCCCAGUCUCAGGCCCGACGACCAUCAUCGCCAGUGCAAGAAGGCGAGCAGCCAACGGAAAAGCGACAUGCCCGGCGGGGACGAGAGGACGAGCGCAAGCGUGGCCAGCGACUGUUCGGCGGACUGCUGGGUACCCUCUCGCAGAGCUCAAAUUCGGCGGCGCAAAAGCGGCGCGCAGACAUUGAAAAGAGACAGCAGGACAAAUUGAAAUCUCAAGAUAGCGAAUAUGAUGGCUUGAAAAAGCUACACAAGGACCGACGUGAUGCAAUUCGAAGGAAAGAGAAGCCGUUUUAUGAACGUGAGGCUAUCCAGACUCGCCAUGCAAGUCUAGUGGCUAUGGCGCAUUUCCUGAAGACAAAGACAGAACCUGUUUUGUACUACAAGCCAUGGCAACUAAGACCUGGUGACGAAGCAGUGAUCCAGGAACAGAUAGCGGAUGCCAAAGCAACCGUUGCCCGCGAAAUUGCAGAGUUCGAAGCCCGAUAUCCACCUGAAGCCUUCGUGCGCGAGGAUCUAGAGCCAGUGUCUACGGAAGAAUCGAAGCAACAAAACACAUCCAAGAAGCAGCCCGAGCCAAAUCCAGAACAACCCUCAGCGACGGAACCUCCGGUGGAGUCAAGCCCCCUGAACACAACGGAUACUGGGGCUGUACAGACUAUAUCCGCGGACGACUCGGAAGCUAUGACCGAAGCGCCUACUAACGGGGCCGACGGCACUGCUCAAGAGCAGUCAGACGCCCAUCACGACGACGGAGGGGAGGUGGUGGAGGAUAAUGAGGAUACAGUGAUCUAUUAG